CCGACGGUGGCACCGCACGGCGCGCGGAGUGCACUUGCCGGGGCUAGGCUCGGUGGGACCCGCACAACAAGCGCGGCCGUCCUCCACUGUGGACCUACUCAGAGCCGCUUCGCGCACCCACAACCGGUAUCACACUCGCUUGCGAAACCCGUGACCAAUAUACUGGAAACAUGAGGUUUAUACCCCUAGUGAUUCUCAUUGCUUGCGUGGCGUGCGAAGCGAGCGCGCUCGCGCGGCCGCAGGACGAGGGCGAGGCGCGCGCCGCGCCCUCCCGCGGGCUGCUCAAGCGCGGCCUGCUGGCCAAGGGGAAGCCCACCAGCACUACCACCACCACACCUGCCCCACAGGAAGAGGCCGAGUACGAGGACGAGGAGUACGCGGAGGGCGAGCAGCAGGAGCCGUCGACGGAGGCGCCGCCCUCCUCCACCGAGGGCAAGAAGCUGGUGGCGGGCGGCGUGCGCCCCUUCCGCAGUAACACCGAUCUGCUCGCCGCGCUUAAACGCCGCCGCGCUCAAGCUGCCGAAGCUAAGCUAAACGGGGGACAGUCGACGGCGGCCGCUGCGCCCGUCCAGGACAGCGCCACCGAGGCUCCGGUCAAGGCUAAUUUCAACAAGAAGAGGUUCAACACUGCGACGAGGGAGACCAACAGUGAGGACGCGCCGCCGGCGCCUGCCAAGCCCGCCAGGGGUCGAUUCGGGAAACCUGCGAGAUCCAUCCCAGAGGCAGAGGAAGAGCAGGCAGAGCCCGCGCCCGUCCGGAGCGGCAGGACCUUCUCCCGGCGAGGAGGAAACUAAGCCCCCCACCACCCCUCCCGUAUCCCCCAACCCACCUUCUCAACUCAAUAUAACCCUUUGCCAUUUCAAUUCAAUUGCUGUUUCAAAAGUAUUACUCAGUCUUUACAUUUAAAUACUUAUGGAGCGGCAUUUCCCUAUGCAGUGCAGCGCUUCCGUGCUGUCGGUUCCCCGUAAUUUCUAUAAAUUAGCGACCAACGGGGUAUACCUAUUUUUAUAAUAAUUGUAAAUUAUGUAUGUCUAAGUAUUUUUUAAAGUAAACAUAAAAAUUGU
This is a messenger RNA of Cydia fagiglandana, 1064 nucleotides long. Its product is annotated as treacle protein. The record is from RefSeq and is a predicted model, not a curated record. The transcript has 6 exons. Lineage: Eukaryota; Metazoa; Arthropoda; Insecta; Lepidoptera; Tortricidae. Bases 171 to 794 code for a protein of 207 amino acids.